Molecule: messenger RNA, 5310 nt
Organism: Drosophila serrata
Lineage: Eukaryota; Metazoa; Arthropoda; Insecta; Diptera; Drosophilidae
Biological process (GO): organelle organization
Cellular component (GO): cytoplasm
Source: RefSeq, a predicted model, not a curated record
UUGUGUGUUCCUUCACUUUUCGAAUAAUAUAAACAAACAAGUGGAUGUUAAAAUGUUUGGUGCAACGUAAUUUCCGGCGUGAUAUUCGCCAAUAAAAAAGUAGUCUCCAUAUCCGAAACAAAUACGACGAAGCGGUAAAAAGCGGAAUUAAAAUCGAGACCAGCCAUGGUGAAGAUCCUGCAGGCCUACAACUUUGCCCGCCAGCAGACGUAUGCCCUGAACGGCGACAUCCUGGCGGCCAGUCUGGUUGGCAACAACCGAAUAGCCAUCAGCAGUGCGGAGCAGUUCAUCGAGAUCUAUGACAUUGCGGGAAAGCAGGAAGAUGCCAGUGGAACGUGUCAGCAGGAGGAGGGUCUACCAAGUGAAGGGGCUGGAGAGCCUGCCCCGGCCUCAGGCGAUGAACGAACGCCGAACAGGAAUACUCUGGCCACUGUUGGAGAGGUGGUCCAAAUGAUAUACUGCGAAACGGGCAAGUACCUGCUCACCCUGGAGAAGGAGCAAGCGGGCAGUCCCGUUCACUCCUCCUCCACCAUCAGCUGCACCUCAAGCAGCAACAGCAACACCGUCUGCUCCGAGGACGACACAAAAAUGUUCGUGCGAAUCUACGCCAACUUCUGGAAGUUCCCGGACAGCCGGCUCAACGAGCUGCCCAUCACUAUCCGAAUAGCCUCGAUGACCACGCCCAAGACGCCGCUGGUCGAGAGCAUUGAUGUGAUCGAGUUGCCUCUGCGCAGUCCGCCGGAGCUGGUGCAGUGCUGUCAGACAUCGGGAAACAUUAUCGUGAGCAGCCGGGACAGGAUCUAUCUGUACGAGUACACCCAGUGCGUCCACGAGAACACCCAGCCACGGUUCGCCUUCAUUGACUUCCUGCCCUUUAAGUUCUUCGUGCAGCUAAACUUCGUCCCUGUGCGUCUGUGCCUGGCGGAGAACGUGAUUGCCUGCCUUAGCCAUCGGUACUGCGUGGCUUUCAAGGUGGUGGAUGCCUUGGCCAGCCGGGCAAGUGCUGGACAGGAUGUGAGCUGCUUAGACAAUGAUUAUGGUGGCGGAGAUGAGCCCCUCUCAGAGUCUCUGAGUCUGGGCAGCAAGGCCAGUGCCAGCGGAGGAGGCGGUGGCGUGGUGAGUACCAGUCACAGUCAGCAGAGCUGUGAGAGCGACUCCCUCCAAUCGACGAGCAGUGGUAAGCCGCCCUUGGCUAUCAAUGGAGCCCUGCCUGGACGAUCCCCGCUGGAUUUCAACGUGGCCAAGCUGGUGAACAAUGCCUACGGGCGGGAAUUCGAGCCAGAGUUGCGCUCCCAAUGGGACGAGACAGAGAACGGCGGUGGAAGGGGACAGGAGGAUAACCAGGAGAUCACCAAGCCCCAGAGAGCUUCGGAUAUUAAAAUCAAGCUGGUCAACGAGGCUAAGGCCAUGAAUGUAAGAGGCAUCGCCGGCGGCAGCCAUCUGGAGGAUGCGUCGGUGCAGUACGAUGUGCGGAAGCUGCUCCAGAUCUGCAUGAGGACCUCAGAGGCUCAGCCGCGUGUAUUAGAUAUUCUGCGCUGCAUGGACCUCAGGGCCAUUUACCAGCGCAGCAGCCAGGACGCCGACAAUGAGGACGAUGAGUACGACAUGGGUAACCAACAGGUACCCAGUGCAGUGACCACUUUCAAGCACGUAAACCGCCGCACGCUCAAGUCCUCGCAGCAUCAGAGGUGCGUGGGCCAUGCCCUACUGGUCGCCAGCAGCGUAGACGGCUAUCUGUACCAGUUCUCUGCUCAGGGCAAGUGGUACAGCGAGAACGAGAAGCCGGUGGCAAGCUACAGCUUCACGGCUCCCGUGAUUCAGGUGCACAUUAAUGACUAUGUGGUGUACGCGGUGACCUCCGAGUCGGUGGAGACGCAUACUUCGCGCAUCGGCCACAAGCUAUUUCACAAUCGUUUUGAGUAUCCCACAAUCGGCGGUCUAUUUCCCGAGGAAUCCGCCCCGGACGUCAGUUCGCCCAUCGCCGUCAUCGGUCUGGCUGCCUUUAUGCAUGUUCAAUUCGUCUGUGUGAACCGGGAGCAGCUGGUGCUCAUCACCAAUGCAGCUCUGGAGCUGCACAAGCGACGCAGCAUGGGCGAGGUGCCUGGCAGCCAAGUGGUGACAGUCAAGCGGAACAUUGCGGCCCGCCUCCUGGCUGAGGCGAAGGCCAAGCACAGCAGCCUGCUGAGGAGCAGCAGUGCUGCCCAAUCUGCGACGGUGCCCAACGAGUGGACGCUGUACAACCUGGAGGUGCCCCGCGUGGAGUGCGUCAUCGAUGACCUCGAGGGCAUAGCGGAGUCGUAUCGCAGUGCGAGUAGCUCCAACUUUUACGAUCUCAUGGAGGAGGCGCACGUCAUGCUGCGUUUGAGUCUGACGCUGCAGGGCGAGCGCUUGGGGACAGAGCGGGAACAGUUGCUCCGUCAAAUGUUCGUUGCAAACUGCAGAAAGCUUGCGGAUUUUUCAAUAAGAUCUAGCAAACAGGAGGUGUACCUCCAGGCCACUGGUUUCUACAAAAUGUGCCAGUUGCAGUUGGUGGACAUCUUCAACCAUUACGUGGAGCAGUAUAUGGACAGCGGAGAUAAUGUGUUGGAUACCUCUCAGCUGGCGGGAUUGAUUUACACUGUGAAGCUGUUUCUACUUGGCCUGGGAACGGACCGUCUGCGGUCCGCCUUUCUCAACCAGACAGUGCGUCCCUGCUUCACACCCGCUCGGGUGAUCCAGCAGGGCUACAAGCAGGUGCCGCUCUCCCUAGAGUUUCUCAAUAUGUUCAUCAAGCACGCUCCCGCCGACAUACCGCAGAUCAUGCUAAGUUCGCCAGUCGUAGCGGACACCAUGAGCGGGGAGCUGAUCAACUAUCUGAAGUACUUGAACAAGCUUUCCCCCGAUGAGUCGCUUUUGCUUGCCGUGACUGCCUGCCGCAUGUCGAACUACCUGCUGGCCCAGGAAAUCAUUGCCAAGUCGAGCAGACGCAGCCUAGCCACUGCCCUGAUCCGACACAAGAACGUUCUCUUUGACGACAGUACUGUGAUCUAUCAGCGACGUCAGAAUCUGCUGCAGGCCGACUCGCCCCAGGCAUCCAGUUUGCGAGGCAAGAAGUCCAGACGGGGAGUAAGCGGUGGGAAGAAUAAGCCCGCUACAUUGGGCACACCCACUCCGAGUGCUAUCGUCUCCUUUUCGGACUUCUGCGAGACUAUUCUGCUGGCUAAUGAGCAGCCCGCCCUGAUAGAGGCCAUCAGUGAUGCCUUCAUUCACGCCCUGUGUAUCGAGCACAGUCUGACGCUGGACGUGCUGCUGCAGCUGUUCCUUAACUACAUCGCCUCGCACAUCGGUCAGAAGGGUUACCAGACCUCGCAGAAAGUGUUCGUGAACAUCCUGCAGGUGUACUACUAUGAUCUCUACGACGUGAGCUCCUCGCUGCAGCCUCACGAGAUCCGCUCACAGACGCCGCCGCAGCUGGACGACGACUACGAUGAGGAGUGCAGCAGUUCGCGUGCGCCCUCGCUGCACAGCGAGGCAGAUGCCCAGUCGUUGUCCAGCUCUUGUGCCAGUUCGGCUCACGAGGAUCGUUCGGUGAGUCUGUCGGUCAGCGGCAGGCAGCAGCGCAUUGUCUACGAUCAGCUGCAGGAACAGCAGUCGUCGUCACCUUUCCAGAAGCGGAACUCAAACACGUCGCUCUCGCAGCCGCAGGCCGAGGACGACUUGGCGGCCACGAAUCUCAAGGGUCUCAAGAUCCUAUUUCGCAUGUAUAUGGGGCGGUUGAAGGCCCUCAGUGAUCUCAUUACUGAUCUCCAGUCGGCGGAUGUGGAGCAGGAGUCGAGCCGGGAGGAUUUUAUGAACCUGCGCAUGGAGUGCAUCUCCUAUAUGGUUGGCAUGGCUCCCAACUAUACCGCCAAGCCGAUCGUAAAGAAUCCCAACGACCCGCUGGCCGGUAAGCUUAUCUAUGUACCCUUUAUGCCUGACUACAAGCUGCCGGAGGGAGAGGAGUAUGAGCGCCACAUCAAGAGCUACAUACGGCCCAUACCCUGUCUGCUGGAGCGACCGCAGUACCUGAACCGGCUGCCGCCCUUCGAGCGCAGCGACUUCAGCUAUCCGAACAAGGAUGAUGGGGAGUUCGAAGUGCGUUUCUUGAGCUGGAGCAAUGAGCUGCUGACGCUGACCCUAAAGAUCCAGAGUUUGCUGGCCUCGGCCAAGGUGGAUCGCGAGAUCAUCUCCGAGUUCCUGGCCUUCAUACAGAAGACUCCGCACUUGAUAGGCAUCGACAGCUUCCUGGUGAUCGUUCUGCCCAAGAACUUGGCCAUCAACUAUCUGCUUAGCUUCUGUCCCGCUUACUUAUGGCAGUACGGAAAGUCCUGCGGCUUCACUCCCAAGCACUGGGAAAGUCUCCUGCGGAAGAUACUCAGCAAGCAGGAGGCACUGCCCAAUUGGAAGGCACAUAUUACGGAGAUUCUUAACAAUCUGGUGGCCGAGCUUAGCUUCGAGGAGCUACUGCAGUGCUUCCCCAGCGAGGUGAUUCAGAAUCGGAACACUGCCCAAUAUUUCGCCAAGGAAUUCGCCGAGACCUGCGUCCUCUACGAGCACGAGGAGCUCGUCUUCAAGACGCCCGAUCGGAAGGAGGGUGAGAGGGAGCACAUGCCCAUGGACAACAUAGACGAGGAUAAUGUCUUCGAGUUGACAUUGCGUAAGGCGGUGGCCAAGCAGCGAAGCAUCGCCCUAAGGUCUAUGAUCGAGGCGACGGGCACACAGUUGUUCGACGCCACCAGUAAUCCCAUGUACAACCUGUAGGCAUUCCACUUUGAACUAGUUCAAAACUAAAUUAUCACAUUGCGAAUCGAUAAGAUUGAUUGGAUAUUAACCAAGGUAGGCAGUUAUGGAACACAGAACUCCACGUAGCGGGCACUGUAUUGUAUUUACGAUAUGUAUUUUGUAGCUUUAGGAAACACCACACCCUCAACAUUAUUUAUUGACAUUUUAGUUUGACACAAACGCAACAUUCGGUUACUGGGUGGGAUGAUUUAUAGAACGGGAUGACAGUGAAACCCCCUUCCGGGCUUUAGGUUGUAAAAAUAACUCGCUCGCCGCGCUUCUAGGCGGUAUUGGCCAUAUUAAACCAGUUGAGAGAUCGGGGAGAGAUCUUCUCCCGCAAUCCUAGUUUCCUUUGAACUAAGCUUUAAUACCCUUAAAGUAUUUAUUCAUCAGUUUACUCUUAUCUCUGUACUCACCAACACUCUCUUCUUACGCGAAUAUACACCAAGAUAAAGUGAUAUUUUUAAUUCUUGCAUUGAAUCUGAACAAUAAAAGCAUAAACAUAUUACA